AUGGCUCCUGUAGCCAAAGAACUAAACGAGAAGGAGCUACUGAAUAAGAAGAUGGAGAAGGAAGAUGGAAAGAAAGACCGUGGCACCUGGACCAGUCAACUGGACUUUCUGCUCGCUCUGAUAGGAGCAUCUGUUGGUCUUGGAAACGUCUGGCGUUUCCCUUAUCUGUGUUACAAGAAUGGCGGAGGUGCAUUUCUAAUCCCGUACUUCAUCUGUUUGAUUCUUGGAGGGAUUCCUCAGUUGAUUCUGGAGAUCGGUCUUGGACAAUGGACAAACCAGGCUGCGGUGACUGCAUGGGAUAUCUGUCCGAUCUUCAAGGGUUUGGGUGGUGCUGGGAUGUUCAUCCAGUUUUUCCUAGACACCUACUACAUCGUGAUCAUGGCAUGGUCCCUCUACUACAUGUUCAUGUCCUUCACGUCCACGCUUCCAUACUCUCACUGCGACAACGCGUGGAACACUCCUUGCUGCUUGGCCACCGGACUUGGUAUGGGCAAUGACACGGCUAAUGACAGCACUGUAAUGACACCGACGGCAAUGUCGUAUGACCCUACUGGAACUCCUUCCACCAACCUCACCGAUACUUGCAAUGGAACAGUUUCAUCGACCGUUGAAUUCUGGGACCGCAAGAUCCUCCAGAUACAUUUAUCGGAUGGUAUUGAGCACCUCGGUGGCAUCAACUGGCAGCUUUUGCUCUGCAUGUUCUUCGCCUGGUUUCUCUGCUAUCUCUGCAUUUGUAAAGGUGUCAAGACGUCGGGAAAGGUGGUGUACUUCACAGCUCCUUUCCCGUACAUUCUCUUGACCAUCCUGUUAAUCCGAGCGGUCACUCUGCCCAAUGCUAUGGAUGGAAUAGUUUACUACCUCAAGCCUGAUAUCACAAGACUACGAGACAGUCAGGUAUGGAUGGACGCAGCCACUCAGAUCUUCUUCUCUUACUCGCUUGGUCAAGGAGUCCUCAUUGCUCUCGGAAGCUACAAUAAACACAAGCAUAACUUCAUCAGGUAA
Lytechinus pictus (painted urchin) is the source of this 1002-nucleotide messenger RNA. Its product is annotated as sodium- and chloride-dependent betaine transporter-like. Gene Ontology annotation, cellular component: plasma membrane. The transcript has 6 exons. The record is from RefSeq and is a predicted model, not a curated record. Bases 1 to 1002 code for a protein of 333 amino acids. Lineage: Eukaryota; Metazoa; Echinodermata; Echinoidea; Temnopleuroida; Toxopneustidae. Gene Ontology annotation, biological process: sodium ion transmembrane transport.